Messenger RNA from Salmo salar (Atlantic salmon), 3883 nucleotides. Its product is annotated as small conductance calcium-activated potassium channel protein 2. The record is from RefSeq and is a predicted model, not a curated record. Gene Ontology annotation, cellular component: membrane. Gene Ontology annotation, molecular function: small conductance calcium-activated potassium channel activity; calmodulin binding. Gene Ontology annotation, biological process: potassium ion transport. NCBI's taxonomy places the organism in Eukaryota, Metazoa, Chordata, Actinopteri, Salmoniformes, Salmonidae.
CUGGUCCUGGUCAAACCUACCAAUGAGACGAGUCGGCUCUAUUCUGCUGGGACUGAUCGCAAUGAACGGGUGUCCGAGCUAUACAAGGCAAAGGAACAUCCACAGUAAGACGCGGCUAUUAAGGGGAUGAGGCAUCGAUACGCGGGAGCUGUCUAUCAGCACCAAAUCCCCGACGAAGAGCGAGGCAGCGUGCAGAGCCAAGACCCAAACCCAGUCGCUCCAGUUUUCAGUCUGCCGCCCCCUCCUCCGUCUUUCAGAGAGCGUUCGACUACCACCUCGCACUACCUGAAUCACCACCAACUGCCUUGUCUGAGCAAGCCCUCUCGGAUAGGUAUCCAUGCCUGUCAGCCGCAACACGGCGACCCCCCGCCUCUGACAAGCUACGACAUCGCCCAGCGACCUUCACGCUGGGUCUGUGAACCCGCCGGGCAGCCAGCGCACCUACAGCAGAACCUUUGGGCCGCAGCCGGCUCCCAGCCGCAGUCGGAGCAGCCUGUUUUUCAGAGCUGCCACUGCAAUUUUUCCGAGGAGGCGAGCCUUUCUCACCAGCGCCUGCCCCUCGCUCACCCGCCGCAGCCCUCCCCAUCUUUGCCGCCGUCGUCCUCUCUGCUGUUUUUGCAGGAAUCUAAUCACGGGGAUAAUUUGCAAAGCAGUGACAAUUAUCAACAGGCGAGCAACGUGGAACGCUGCCGGGGUGGAGGAGGAGGAGGAGGGCACCGAGACCAGAAGCAGGUGUUGCAGCAACAGCAGCACAGUAGACUCCAACACAGGGACCCCUCCCCUGAAGCAACCCGAGCAAACUCGCAGAAGGGGCGCACUAUAAAUGUAUGCGAGUCAAUCGAGGCUAAUCGGCGAGCAUUCGAGUCCCAGACUCAGGACCCGCAGCAGCUACAGCAACUCCCACAAUUGCGAGCUCAACAACAGCUACUGGUGGGGAGCAGCUUCCCUGUCUACUACUGCGCCAACGGUUCAGGAGAGCUUUCUCGGAAUAACCAGGCACCACUGCUGCAACAGCAUCAGCAAGACGCACUGGGGCGUCCGCAGCACUGUGACCAAGACCGCAAUAAGCCAGGGAGGACGAACCAAGCCAACCAGCCACAGCACCCCAGCCAGCCGCAGCACCAUUGCCGCGACUCUCGUGUAAACCCACCAACGCAGCCGUACGGAGGGAACUCGUCUGCGACUGGCAGUAGCAGCAAGAGCAGCCCUAACUACGGCUCCAGCUAUCACCUGUGGCCCGAGAGCCCGCAUAAGGGAGAAGAGAGGAUACUCAUCGAUCAUCAUCAGGCAACCACUGAGCAAAAGAAGCUGAGCCAUGCUGGAUCCAACCCCUCCCUCUCCGAGAGCAGCGGCCGACUCCCUCAGAUAGCCAUGAACACCUGUAAGCACAAUGGCGGCGUAGUGAGACCACUGGGCAGCCUGGCGUCGUCGCGGCGCAACCUAGCAGAGCUCGACUCGGAAACACAGCCCCUCCAGACGCUGCACAGCUCUGGCCUGGAGGUGGUGGUUUCCAAGGGCAACGGUGAGGACCCCGGCAAGGCGUCCAACGAGAGAGCCUGGUCAGGGACGGGAAGUGCUCCUGUGAAGAAGAACAAAGACAUCGGCUAUAGGCUCGGCCACCGGAGGGCGCUCUUUGAGAAGCGAAAGAGACUCAGUGACUACGCACUCAUCUUCGGGAUGUUUGGGAUUGUCGUCAUGGUGACGGAGACGGAACUGUCCUGGGGAGUUUACGGCAAGGAAUCUUCGUACUCAUUUGCACUGAAAUGCCUUAUCAGCCUUUCCACUGUUAUAUUGCUUGGUCUUAUAAUAAUGUACCAUGCCCGGGAAAUCCAGCUGUUCAUGGUGGACAAUGGGGCGGACGACUGGAGGAUAGCCAUGACGUACGAGCGCAUCUUCUUCAUCGUGCUGGAGCUGCUGGUGUGCGCCAUCCACCCCAUCCCAGGCCAUUACCGCUUCACGUGGACGGCGCGGAUUGCCUUCACCUACACGCCGUCGACGGCCAACGCCGACGUGGACAUCAUCCUCUCCAUUCCCAUGUUCCUGCGCCUCUACCUGAUCGGCCGUGUCAUGCUGCUGCACAGCAAGCUCUUCACGGACGCCUCGUCGCGCAGCAUCGGCGCCCUCAACAAGAUCAACUUCAAUACGCGCUUCGUCAUGAAGACCCUCAUGACCAUCUGCCCCGGCACCGUGCUGCUUGUCUUCAGCAUCUCCUCCUGGAUCAUUGCCGCCUGGACGGUGCGCGUCUGCGAGAGGUAUCAUGACACACAGGAAGUGACCAGUAACUUCCUGGGAGCCAUGUGGCUCAUCUCUAUUACCUUCCUCUCCAUUGGCUACGGAGACAUGGUACCUAACACGUACUGUGGGAAAGGCGUAUGUCUGCUUACAGGGAUCAUGGGAGCGGGCUGCACUGCGCUGGUGGUCGCCGUGGUAGCCAGGAAGUUGGAGUUGACCAAGGCUGAGAAGCAUGUCCACAACUUCAUGAUGGACACACAACUCUGCAAACGAGUAAAGAACACAGCUGCCAAUGUACUCAGGGAAACAUGGCUCAUCUACAAACACACUAAGCUGGUCAAGAAGAUAGAUCACGCUAAGGUGCGCAAACACCAGCGGAAGUUUCUACAGGCCAUCCAUCAACUACGCAGUGUAAAGAUGGAGCAGAGGAAACUCAACGAUCAGGCCAACACGCUAGUGGACCUGGCGAAGACCCAGAACGUGAUGUACGACCUGGUGUCGGAGCUGCAGGAGCGCAGCGAGGAGCUGGACAAGCGCAUCGGCAUGCUGGAGGACAAGCUGGACUCGGUGACGGGCAGCCUACAGGCGCUGCCCUGCCUCAUCUCCCAAGCCAUAACCCAGCAGCAGCAGGAAUUUCUGGACGGUUUCCUGCACCGCUUCCGGCCUGCCUCGCUGGGCUCAGAGCGCUCCGAACGCUCAGAGCGCUCCUGGAACUCCACCGCCCGCCGGCGCCGCUCGCCCUCCACGGCGCCGCACACCUCCUCUGACAGCGGCUAGCCCUUGAACCUGCCCUAAACCGCACCACCCCCGACAACAACUUCUCCUUUGGAGCCCCAUAACGUUCCCCUACCCCCCUAAACCCCCUCUGCCUUCACAUCCAAAAACCAACACCGCUGUGACUGAACUCCCAGGGCAGGACUGAACUGGAAACUGCUCCAAUGCGAAUGAGUGAAAACUUCAACACAUCCUCUAAACAACAACCUAAAUGACUUAAACCGAGACAAGUAGAGAUAUGGUUUAUUUUUUAGCCAUUGUAUGGCUGUUCAAGUUAGCUUUUUUUGUAAAAGCCCUUGUAUAGUUAAACUGACUGAGUUCAGGUUUGCUGGGGUGAGAGCUGGCUAUCACACCUGGGUGGGAUGGGGGGGGGGCUGCCUGGAGGACAGAGGACAGCUUCGUCUGCAUGGAGGAAACUUAAAAACGGUGGACAUUUGUCUUCGUUUUCCCCGUAAGUCAAGGUGGCGGUUUAAGAGGGCCUCUGAAAGCUCUGACGUCAGUUCAGUAUUGAAUCGCACUUAAAGGGAGAGGAGGGGGGGUCAUACAAAAAGAGAGCAAGGGGAAUGCACAUGACAUUACUACUGAGUAGGAAAAUUUACACGAAUGCCAACUUCAAAGUUUCCGUUUCCUUGUUCUUACCAAGGGAAAGUUGAGUGUGACUAUCUUUUUUAGUUACAUAUUGACGUGAUUUUUCAGUGCCUGAAUGUACAAAUAGUAGAUUGUUAUUUAAUUACUAAUUUCAGAGCAAGUUUUUUUAUGAUGUUAACACUGAAUACAAGCAUUGCAUUCCUUUUUCAGAUACAUUCCUCUUCAAAAACUCAAAGAAAUUGUCUUAAUGUAAUGCAUAACAUUGCCUCCAUUACACAAUAUCUCUAAA